Molecule: messenger RNA, 1859 nt
Organism: Pollicipes pollicipes
Lineage: Eukaryota; Metazoa; Arthropoda; Thecostraca; Pollicipedomorpha; Pollicipedidae
Product: betaine--homocysteine S-methyltransferase 1
Exons: 6
Coding region: 61-1251 (396 amino acids)
Molecular function (GO): zinc ion binding; betaine-homocysteine S-methyltransferase activity
Source: RefSeq, a predicted model, not a curated record
GCGAAGGCUCGGGGAGCACCGCUGACGAGAACGCUUCUGCUCACCACGCAUCGUGGCACCAUGGUGAAGAAGGGUCUGCUGGAGCGGCUGAACGCCGGCGAGGUGGUGAUCGGAGAUGGAGGGUUCGUGUUCGAGCUGGAGAAACGGGGAUACGUCAAGGCCGGCCCUUGGACCCCGGAGGCGUGCGUUGAAUUUCCGGAAGCUGUGAAAGGCCUUCACCGGGAGUUCCUGCGUUCGGGCUCUGACGUCAUGCAGACCUUUACUUUCUACGCGUCCGAUGACAAACUAAACAACCGUGGCAACCAGGCCGGAGUCAAGUUCACCUGUCGCCAGGUCAACGACGCCGCAUGCCGCCUGGCUCGAGAGGUGGCGAACGAGGGCGACGCCCUGGUGGCCGGAGGCAUCUCGCAGACCCCGACCUACCUCAGCGGCUUGGGAAAGCAGAAGACGCAGGCCGAGUUCAAGAGGCAGGUGGACGUGUUCGUGGAAAACAAAGUCGACUUCCUGAUUGCUGAGUACUAUGAGCACAUCGAGGAGAUGGAGUGGGCCAUCGAGUCGCUGAUUGAGAGCGGCCUGCCGGUGUGCGCCAGCAUGUGCAUCGGCCCCGAGGGCGAUCUCCACGGCGUGUCUGCCGGCGAGUGCGCCGUCCGCAUGGCGCGCGCCGGCGCGGACGUGGUCGGUGUCAACUGCCACUUCGACCCGUUCGUCUCCCUCGACGCCAUGGCGCUGAUGAAGAAGGCGCUGGAUGCCGCCGGCAUCAAGGUGUACCUGAUGGUGCAGCCGCUGGGCAUCUGGACGCCAGACGCCAAGAAGCAGGGCUUCAUCGAUCUGCCGGAGUUCCCCUUCGGUCUGGAGCCGCGCAUCAUGACGCGCUGGGACAUGCACCGAUACGCGCGCCAGGCUUACGACAUGGGCAUUCGCUACAUUGGUGGCUGCUGCAAGAUCCAGUCGUACCAUAUCCGCGCCGUAGCCGAGGAGCUGCAGAAGGAGCGCGGCAAGAUGCCGGCGUCGCACGACAAACACGACAUGUGGGGUGGCGGUCUGAUGCUGCACACCAAGCCGUGGGUGCGCGCGCGCGCCAACCGCGAGUACUGGGAGAAUCUGAACCCGUCGUCCGGCCGGCCGUAUUCGGCAGCGCUGUCCAAGCCCGACGAGUGGGGCGUGACGCAGGGGCACCAGGACCUGCGGCAGCACGCUGAGUCGACCACCAAUGACGAGAUCAAGUCCACCACGUGCAAGUAUAAGAAGUGAAGCGUCAAAUGGCGGACCAUUCGAUUAAGCAGUGUGCCCAAUUAUGGACUGGCGGGUUCGCCCGCUCUGAUCCCGCCGAGGAUGGUGUGAAGACACGUGUGAUGUACGCACAGGUUCUUGGGGUUCUCGUAGCGUCGAGGUCUGAUUAUGAUAUCGCGGUGAGCUGUGAGCUGCGGGCAUUGGGCGGGAGCAUUCUGACACGAUUCUGGCGGGAGCAGUCCGACACGAUUCUGACGGGGGAACUCUGACACGAUUCCGUUGCUGACGGGUGAUUACCGUUUGAUUACCGGUGAUUACCGAUUACCGUUACACGUUCUGGCAGGAUGUACGCACACACGGAGUGCUGAGAAUUCACUGCCAUGGUCGCCAACUGUUUAGGAUAGCAUUUUGCACAAUAAAUGCAGCGAUGUUACAUACCCUGUGUGAACAGCAUCUUGAAUAAUGCACUGCUGCAACUAUCAAGCUGCAUUGUCUUGCGUUACGAUUGACAAGGAACGACUCUAGGUGUUGGCACUAGUGGCAGAUGUCAACAACAAACCCUCCACUCACAGAUGAAACGUCUGAAUGGACGAGGCCGGCAGUGAGACGAUAAUAUAUUUACGAUCAUG